This is a messenger RNA of Musa acuminata subsp. malaccensis (wild Malaysian banana), 1794 nucleotides long. Its product is annotated as vacuolar protein sorting-associated protein 36. Gene Ontology annotation, molecular function: phosphatidylinositol-3-phosphate binding; ubiquitin binding. The record is from RefSeq and is a predicted model, not a curated record. Gene Ontology annotation, biological process: protein transport to vacuole involved in ubiquitin-dependent protein catabolic process via the multivesicular body sorting pathway. Gene Ontology annotation, cellular component: late endosome membrane; ESCRT II complex. Lineage: Eukaryota; Viridiplantae; Streptophyta; Magnoliopsida; Zingiberales; Musaceae.
CCAACCCCGGUCUGCUCAACACCGUCUCGGAAGAUUACUCGAAUAAGCAAUUGACGGGAUCAUCUCCGCCGACCUGGUGCUUUGACCCCUACCUUAGCAUCUUCGGCGGGGAUACCAUGGCGGCGAACUGGCUGCCGCCGGUCUCCCUCACAGCCUCCGGCCGCCCAGUCUUUCUCCCCGGCGAGGUCGAGCGCUGCCUCCUCCCCGCCGUCGACCUUGAGAGCGAGAACCCCGGCCUCGCUCCCUUCCGUUCCGGCCUUCUCGUCCUUACCUCCCACCGUCUCCUCUGGAUCGACGAACAAUCCGCGGCCGGCUUUGCCGCCCCCCUCGCCGCCGUCGUCCACGCCUAUCCCCCCAAGAAGUCCAUCCGCAGCAUGUUCGCCAGCCCUAGGAUCCGCGUCCAGGUGUCGGUGUCGCCCGAUGGGAGGAUCGUCGAGGACGGCGUGCGGUCGGAGGUGAUCACGGUGGUGAUGAGGGGGAAGAACGAUCCCGACGCGUUCUAUUGCCGGCUAUUGGAGGUGCUGCGAUCGAGGCAGUGGGAGGCUGCGGUGGUGGCAGAAAAGAGGAAUACUGACUCGGGAAUAGCAGAGCCUCCGAUGGCGGCUGCGGCGAGGGUGAGGAUGCCGGUGGUUGGGGUAUCGGGAAUUCUAAGGAAAGAGCAAGAAUUGUGGGAGAGCACGGAUAAGAGCUUGCAGGAGGCGUUCCAGGACCUUAACGCUCUCAUGAGUAAAGCUAAGGAUAUGGUACAACUAGCUGAAAAAAUGAGGCUGAAGUUAUUAUCAAGUUCAAGUGCUUCGAGCAAUGCUGAUGAUGAAGAGAUGGGUUCUAAGCAAGAGAUGCAAGAUUGGCUCUUAAGCGUUGGUAUUGUAUCACCAGUUACAAAAGAAUCGGCUGGCGCUUUAUAUCAUCAACAACUUUCUCGAGAGCUUGCAGAUUUUGUUAAAUUGCCACUUGAAAGAGCUGGAGGAAUGAUUGCAUUGGUAGAUGUAUAUUGUCUGUUUAAUCGUGCUAGAGGAACCGCAUUGAUUUCACCGGAUGAUCUUCUUCAAGCUUGCACCCUAUGGGAGAAAUUUGAUGUCAGCCCUGUGAUGCUUAGAAAGUUCGACAGUGGUGUCAUGGUUAUUCAAAGUAAGGCUCGAAGGGAUGAGGAGGUCUUUGCGAGAAUUGCCUCCCUUGCACAAAAACCAGAUGCACUUAGAACAGGAAUAAGCCCCAGCGAUGCUGCACUGACAUUAGGAAUUGCCCCUGCUCUUGCCAAGGAGCACCUACUGACUGCUGAAAGCAAAGGUCUUCUGUGCAGAGAUGUCAGCCCUGAUGGUUUCCGCUUUUUUAUUAAUUUGUUCACAGAAAUUGAUCCAAGUGAUAUUUAUAUGAUUAAGAACAAUGGACCUGCUCAUGUUUGGUCCUCUGCUCUAUCGUUGUCUGGGUAGACUGGAGGCUGCUUAUUUGUCAGAUGAGGCAUUGAUCCGGCAAGGACAGGACACUGAUGGGCCGAUGGGUUCUAGCUUGGAGGAUUCUAUGUUGGAGUAGGAUCAAGUGAUAUACACAAUUAAGUUGUCCACGGGCGAGGUGGAAUCAAUAUCCCAGGCAAAAUAAAUUGGUAAAACAGCUGCUCAUUAUUUGCUCCUUCACGUAGAAUGGUCCCUGCUAGGUAUGUGCAAUUGAGGGUUUAAUCGAUCCAUUUACUGUGUGCAUGUAUUGUUAUCAAGUUUUAGUUGCAUUUAGAGAGAAGACAGCUUUCUUGAGGAAUGAGCAUCGACAUCUAAAUUGACUCCAUAUAAAUUUAAUCAAUCU